AUGUUGAUGCUUUGUCCACACUUUUUUGUCUUGCGGUUGAUGAAAGUCUCAGAUUAUUGGGAGGUUUUCUUCUCGGAGGGGGCAGGGCAGCAAUUUGAAAAAGAGAGUCAAGAUCCUGAGAAAAUUCCGUCCCUGUUAUUUAUGGUGAAAGCGUUCGAGACGCCGGCAUACGUGUCCGGAUUUAUUGCCCUUGUUUUAUACUUAGUGAAAAUAUUAUGUCUAAUAAGAUGUCCUGAUCGAAAGAGACUACAUCUUAAAGCCGCUUAUUUAACAUUCAGUGCCAUUGCAGGAGCAGCUGCAGGAAUAGGAGUCAUCAUAUUCUGUGUCAUGUUGGAAAAACAGAAAUUCACCCUAGGGUGGGCACCGGCCUUAGUGGGGGUGGGGGGAUUUCUACAUCUGAGUAUGGCGUGUGCGGGGUAUCUCAGUUGGCGAAAUGGACCAAUAGACGAUGAUUUUUUCGAUGAAGAUGAUGAAGCAUUUUUAGAAAAGAGUCCUGAAAUUAAAAAAACGAAUGGACCAGGCCGUCCAAAUCGUCCUGCGCCCCCUCCCCCACCCCCUCCGAAACCCAAACCACAAAUCAAACCCAAACCAGACGCACUUUUGCUCCGUAGCAUGUCAUCACCAGCGCCAAAAACCAACGAAUACAACGCUGUGUGA
Messenger RNA from Lottia gigantea (owl limpet), 657 nucleotides. RefSeq lists its product as hypothetical. The transcript is spliced from 3 exons. The record is from RefSeq and is a predicted model, not a curated record. Lineage: Eukaryota; Metazoa; Mollusca; Gastropoda; Lottiidae. The coding region runs from base 1 to 657 and encodes 218 amino acids.